UUGCGCAUCACGUCUCCUCUCAUUUUUCUCUGGAUCCCUGUCGUUGAAUCAGAAGAAUCCAAAAAAACUCGUCUUGCCUUCCCGCGGCGAGGACGAGAACUCACCUAUUCUCGAUUCUCUCGAAGGCUCGUUCCCUCGAAAAACAGAGAGGGAGAAAAUCGGACAACUACGUUGCAACGAAAGUGCAAGUUAUGAAGUGACGUGUCGAGUUCGAUAUCGCGUGCCGAAUCCGAGUUAUUCCAACGAGGGGAAAAUUUGAACUCGAUUGGAAUCCGUGAUCACCCGCCCCAUCAUCGCCCAUUUCUCCGCGAUCAACGACGAAAGUUACACGACGGUGCAAUAUUUCUCGUUAUUCCACUGGUUAAAUACGCGGCCACGAUAAAUUGUCCAGGAGAGGAGGGGGUGCGAGGAUGAGGUCGAUCUUGCCAGGCAACAAAUCACAUCGUUAAACCGUUAAAACACGAUGCGAGGCCUCCACGAUAUUUGGCACCUGUUUCACAAGGGUUGGUAUCAUGCCAACAACAAAGUCGAGCAAAGUGCCACGAUGACUCUCCCCCUUCCUUUCUCCUCCCCUUAUUUUAUUCUUCUUUUUUUCCCCUCUCCAUUUUAUUCUAUUCGACUCGUUCGACCGUGAAUUGAAUUGAAUUCCGCGUAACACCGGAAUUAUUGUGCAAAUGCGGUGGCCGGGUCGCCUCCUCGAUCCUAUGAAUUUCCGGCAUCGAGGCCUCGUUUAAUCGAAAGAAGAGAGAGAGAAAGAGAGAUGAUAAAAAGAAUGGGGAGUGAAAAGGAUGGUGGGAUAUAGAGGCGAAGACGGAGGAGCGACGGUGAAUCGAAGUGGCUCAAUUUGGUUGAUUAAAUUGGCCUCGAAUUUACGUCGAGGAACGAGUUGCUGGGCUGCGGCAACGUCCAUGGUUUAUGCGAGUUAACGCUUCUCCGCGAGAGACCGCGCUUAAUUCUUCCAUCCAUCGCGCGUUUAAACACCCCUUCUUUUCCGACCUUUAAACCUUUCCACGCGAAAGAGAGAGAGAGAGAGAUAAGAAGAUUUGAGCGGGGUUGAAUGACACUGGUGGUGCGUGGUGGAUUUUAUCCAAUCGUGGGAAUAAAAAAAGAAAAAAAAAAAAAAAAAGAAAGGAAAAUAUUUAUUCGAAGAGAAGUGAGUGAACCGGCGAGAGUUAAUAUGCUUCUGCGUACCGUCAGCUAUUCUGUCAGCUGGCAAUUUGGAUCAGGGAUGGUCGACCGACGUCACGAGAUGAGAGUGAAAUUUCGUCUCGGUGAUGUGAGAAAAGUUUCAACGAAAGCCCUGGCAGGCGCCAAGACCCUCGGAGGAUUUUUGUACAGCGCCGUGAAUAAGGCUGGAAAAACCGUGGUCGAGGCUGGGGCAAAGAUCAAGAAGACCGUCGAGGAGAACAGAUUGGUCGCCGAGCUGAACAGAGAACAGGAGGCUUUCAUUGCGAACAAGCACACCGAAAAGGGUGAGGCCGUCGCACCGUGGGUCGGCGCGCCUAACGAGGACAUACUCCGCGAGGAAUGCUUAUCUCUCUCCAUGGAUCAACGCAAUUUCUUAAAAUCCCCGCCAAAGGAAGUCGAUUUCCCAUGGGACUUUGAGGCCGUACAACCGAUGGCGCAAGCAACUCUCGCCUUGGAUCCGAAUUUGGAGAACAUGAGGUUCCAACUGGUGCCGAAAGUAAUAUCAGAGGAGAAUUUCUGGCGGAACUACUUUUACCGGGUGUCGGUACUCCGCCAGAGCCACGAGCUGAACACAAUGGCCAACCAGGCGGAAAACAACCUAAAUCAAACAUCCGCAGGAACUGUGGAUCAAGCUGAAGUUCAAGUGACCACUGGCCAGGAAAGCAGCGGAACCGUGAUGACCGGGAGUAACAGCGCGUUGGCCGAUUCGCCGGGCCACGAAUUCGUGUCCGAUAGCAUGAGGGUCUCGGACACGGACCUCGAAGAGGUCCGGGAAGGCAUGAAAAAACUGGGGAUGCAGCCGCCUAAAGCAGAGGAAGAUUGGGAACGCGAAUUGGAAGCGGAGCUGAAGGAUUACGAGGUAGUAACAGGUAACGAAGAGAGGAGCAGCGUCGAAACACCGGUGAGAAGCAGUGGCGCGUUGGAUAAAGAUUGGGAGAAGCAGAUCGACGAGCUACUUGCCAACGAGGACGACGAGGACCUCAAGUGAACUGGGAUAUCCUCUUUGUGAAUCGGAUAGAGAGGACGAUCUUUGUCGCGUUUUGGAUCAUCCUGCGUUUAAAGGGGACUAGUGUGAGAGAUCGCCGGCUGGGAUUGUUGUGUGUCUUUCCUCCAUCGACUUUCCUCAGCUUCUUUGUAGAGGAAUAGAGGGGAUGAAAGAUUCUCGAAACAGAAGGAUCUCGUCUUUCUACCUCCCUUUCCCUUUCGUUCUAUCUCUCUUUCGCGGUCGUUGAGACAUCGCCAUAGCGAGGGAGAAAAGAUUUCUUUUUCGAAGAAAAGAUUUCUUUUUCGAGACUGCUUGGAUGAUAUAAAAAUGUAAUAAAGUGUAAGAAAAAAAAAGAAAGAAAGAAAGAAAAAAGAAGGUAAGAAAGAAAGGAAAAAACGUGAGAAAGAAUGAGACUAUGUUUCGGUACUUCUUUUCUUUUUUUUUUUUUUUUUUGUAUUGUUAAAACGAUUGUAAUUAAGGAUAGAGAGAUAGAAGAAAGGAAAGGGGUGUUUGAAGAAGAAGACGAAAGGAGCUGUUCCUCGUUUCCUCUUCUAUGGGGUACUUUCCUCAACAACGCGUACGUUUGCGAUCCUCGAACACGAUGAAGAUGAGACAAGAUUUAUAGAGAGAAUAAAGGGGAAAAAGAGGAACAUUGGGAAAAAGAUUGCGAUGAUUAUAAGAAUAUUAUUUUACCGAUCGAUCUCGCUUCUUUCUUAAACUUUUGUCGAUAUUUUUCAUCCAUCGAUAAUCCUCUGAACGAUGGACGGGUGUGCACAUAAGAUGAUACAUGCUUUUAAUGCCACACUUAUGUCAAUUGUUAGACUCGUUUAUAAGGGCGAAUAUAUAAUAUUUAAAAAGAAUAAAAAAGAAAGAAAUUCUGAAGUUUUCCCCUUUGUAAUAUCGAUCGUUGUAUUUAAUGAACAAAAAAAAAAAACAAAAAUAAAUAAUUAAAUAAAAAUGUGCUACUUCUAACAUGGAGCGUGUUAUGUAAUGUUACACAAAAUGCACUGUGCUACGGAAUAAAAAUAGAAUAAAUGAAUGGGGAAAAAAGGAAUGCUUCUUCAUCGAGUUCGAAGGAUCGAGGACUAUCCGAAGUGACACAUUACACUGCCGUGUGCCGAAGGACACCGUUUCGAACGAUUAUUGUCAACUAUUGGCUAUAUUUUUUCCCCCUAAGAGAAAAAGAAAAAAACAAUUUAUGAUCACGUUUUUCCUUAUCGUUAUUCGUUGAUCGUAGAUAUUGUUCGCCAAAAAUGAAUUUGAUUCGAUGAAAAAUCACGAAUAGAAAAGAAAAAAUUGGUAAAAAUCUACGCAGAUUAUUAUUAAUUAUUAUUAUUAUUAGUAUUAUUAUCAGGCGCAUUUGUUAAUGUUGCGUCGCUAAAGAUACAUUUUUUGCGUUAAAAUUUGUCUAAAUAUUUGUUACAUGUUGCAAUAUUUACGCUAAUGUCGUUAUGCGUAUUUUAAUAUUGAUACGCAGUAUGUCCACAUGACGGAAGGGCUCAAAUUAUCAAUAGAAUUAAUUAAGAAUAAAAACGAAUCGAUCGAUAGGAAACAAACAAUUUCUCGACAUGAUUUUCUGCAACAUGCCGUCCAAUUAUUUCCUCGACUUCGUUGAAAAAUCGAGGCGAACAAUUCUCUACAACAAUUCGUGUGUAGACCAGAAACAAAUCGUGAUGGAUAAAGUUUAGCGUUUCGCGGCACGAUAUUUUAUCUUCGUUAAUGCUUGUUUCCUUCAUCAUAUGGACAUUCUGUGAUCGAUAAAGAAAUAUUAAGAGAUUCGAUUGUUAUAUGAUGAUAUAUUCGAGAUAUAACAAUAUAUAUUGUUAUAUAUUGUGUAUAAUGAACGCGAUAUGAAGAAAAGAAAAAAAAAUGAAUGAACUGUUAUUAUGAUAAAUAUUGAUAGAAGCGAAAGUCAAGAAACUAGAAAAGAGAAAAGAAACGAUUCGUGUAAAUGAUUGUACGAACGUUUGUUGAUUAUACAACAAAAAGAAAGGGGAAAAAGUUAAAGAAAAUAAUAAGUGUCGCAUUCGAAUAAACUUGUACUUCUGAUCGUUGCGUGCGCCACUAUGUUGAGUCCAGAUCUUUCGUCAAUUCUUUUCAGACAUUUUUUUUAGAUUAUUCUUUGUCCGUACAUCGAUCGACUAAUUCGAUGUACAUAAGAGUAAAAGAAUAAUGAAAAUAUAUUUAGCUUAAAAAUUUGCAAAGAAGGAAAGAACCCUAAGAAAGACUUGAUUCUGAGCUCAACGCUGGUUCACCGUGUGCGCGUGUUUCAUUCAAUUCGCUGUGAAAUUUUUCAUUCGCACUAGUCGUUAGGUCAAUAUAUAAUACCUAUAUUAUACGAAAUGUAUAUUAACGUUAAGAUAUCGGGCCUAAGUUCGUCGUAAUAUUAAUGAAAGACAGAAACGCAUAUGUGUUAUAUAUAUAUAUGUAUAUGAAUAUGAUUAAUAUUAUAAAGAUUAAAAUCUGGCAAUUAUGAUUUUCUUUCGAAACGACACCGAUAUGAACGCAGAAAAAAUAGGUAAAUCUUGAACGUGUCUUUCAUUGAUAAUCUUUGUGUAUAUUAUUAUAUUCUAUGAUUCCGUUCAUAGAGUGAUUCUCGUGUUAUAUUUCUUGUAUAUGUAACGUAUUACGAACGCCAUAUAUAAAUCACGAUUUAUAUAUACUCUUUGCCCCGACUGAGACAUGAGGAAAUAGAUUUUCGCGAAAAGUCCUUCAUUUUUUAGAUAAUUAGAAUGAUGGGUCAGAAAACUAAUAUAUAAUAAUAUGAAUAUGUCGAUAAAUGAACGUCUUUCCCUUCAAUGGUCAAAACAAAAGAAGAAAAAAAGGAAAAAGAGUAUGAAGAGAAAAUGAAUCAUGGUGUACUUCGGCAGUCCCCCUAUUUCAAAACAACUAUGUGAAUUGUGUAAUAAAAGCUAUCCUAUGAUACAGUGCAUUCACUCAUAAGAAUGAACAUACACCCGAUACA
Messenger RNA from Apis laboriosa (Himalayan honeybee), 5138 nucleotides. It is a transcript of the gene Sap47, whose product is annotated as synapse-associated protein of 47 kDa. The transcript has 7 exons. Bases 1058 to 2176 code for a protein of 372 amino acids. Gene Ontology annotation, cellular component: synapse; cytoplasm. The record is from RefSeq and is a predicted model, not a curated record. NCBI's taxonomy places the organism in Eukaryota, Metazoa, Arthropoda, Insecta, Hymenoptera, Apidae.